UAUUUCAUAGCAGAGAGAUGCCGUUCUUCUCUCUUAUCAAGGCACCUUUCUCUCUAAAAAAUCCUCAGAAUCUUCUUCAAUGGUGACCGCUAAAACCUAACAAAGAUAACCUGGCUUUCUCCGUAAACUUAAAAUCACAGCAAUAAAUUUAUAUUCUGAUAAUCGAGUUCUGCUUUUUUUUUUUUGUCGAAUUAUUGAUUUUUUUUCCUUUUUUUUAGAGACCUGGAUGAGUUUUUGAUCCACGAGGAGAUACAAUCGAGUGUGCUAUUGAAUGUUUGUUUUUAUUUGAGUGGAAAAUUAGCGAUUUAGUGACAUUUUGCACUGGAUUUUUAAGGAUUUAGGGUCUGGUUAGAUUCGAUUGCGAUUUUAUAAUGGAGUUUACGGAGGUUAAAAAAAGGGGUAGAGGUAGACCGAAAAAGCGGAAGCUAAAUGAGGAGGAGAGUGAAGAUAAGAAAUUAGUAGCUAGUGCUUUGAAAAAGCAAGCUUUGGGUUUUAGAUGGAAGCCAUUAGUGGGUAGGUAUGUGUUGAAAGAAUUUGGGAGUGAGAUUUUUUUAGGGAAGAUAGUGUAUUAUGAUACUGGGCUGUAUAGGGUGGAUUAUGAAGACGGGGGCUGCGAGGAUUUGAAGAGUGGUGAGUUUCGUAAGAUAAUAUUAGGGGAUGGUGAUUUCGAUGAUGAACUGGUUCUUAGAAGGGAAAAGUUAGAUGAAUUUGUUUUGCAAAAGAGUGAGAAGAGGAAGGUGGAAGCCGAGAAGGAAGUGGUGGAUUCAAAAAACGAGUUGGGUGGUGGGUUGACGGUUGAGAAUGAAGGGGUGCAUGAUGAGGAUUAUGCGGAUUCCUCGAGUGAUUCAUGUGAGCAUGUGCGUGUUGGGGGUUUGGGAAUGGAAGUGGAGACUCCAGUUGCUCCUCCACCGCAAUUGCCUUCAUCAUCAGGGAGUAUUCGUGUGCCGGACGAGUAUGUCUCACAUCUCUUUUCCGUGUACACAUUUUUGAGGUCAUUUAAUAUCCGUCUUUUCUUGAGCCCUUUUACAUUGGAUGAUUUGGUGGGGGCGAUUAAUUGCUCAAUCCAGAACACUUUGUUGGAUGCCAUUCAUUUUGCUUUGAUGCGAGCACUGAGACGUCGUCUUGAAGCACUCUCUUCAGAUGGUUCUGAGCUUGCAUCAAAAUGCUUGAGGAGCGUGGAUUGGCGCUUGCUUGAUUCACUCACUUGGCCUGUUCAUUUGGUCCAUUAUUUUACAAUAAUGGGAUAUGCGAAUGGAGCCGAGUGGAAAGGACUUUAUGAUCAUCUUUGGAAGAGGGAGUAUUAUUCCUUGCCAGUGGGUAGGAAGUUGAUGAUUCUGCAGAUCCUAUGCGAUGAUGCCUUGGAUUCUGUGGAGCUAAGAGCAGAAGUUGAUAUCUGUGAAGAGUCAGAAGUUGGCUUAGAUCCUGAUGUUGUUACAGCCAUUCUUCCUGAUAAUGGACCAACAAGGGUUCAUCCUAGAUGUUCCAAGACUUCAGCUUGCAAGGACAGGGAGACCAUGGAUAUCAUUGCAGGAAGCCAGGGAAGCAAGCCUUUCAGUAAUUCAAAGCAUUUGGGCUCCAAAGGUACUGAAAGGGAUGGGAAUGCAUCUGAUGCUGACGUAGAUGGGAAUGGGGAUGAAUGCCGUCUUUGUGGCAUGGAUGGAAUCUUGCUUUGUUGUGAUGGAUGCCCAUCAUCAUAUCAUUCAAGAUGCAUAGGUGUCGUCAAAAUGUAUAUACCUAAAGGCCCAUGGUAUUGUCCAGAGUGCACCAUCAACAAGUUGGGACCUACUAUUUCAAUGAGAACAUCACAUAGAGGAGCAGAAGUAUUCGGAAUUGAUUUGUAUGAGCAAGUCUUCAUGGGUACUUGCAACCACUUACUGGUGCUGAAAGCUUCUACUGGUGGAGAACCAUGUUUCAGAUACUACAAUCUGAUGGAAAUCCCAAAGGUUCUGCAAACACUUUCUGAAUCCAUGCAACAUAGAUUAUUAUACUCAGAGAUUUGCAAGGCAAUUGUACAGCAUUGGAACAUACCACAAAGUGCAUCCUCACUUUUGGAAAAGAUGGAAAGAGGCUUCGAUAUAGCAUCUGUGAAGGAAGAUGCAAUAUUUUCUACUAUAUCUCUUCCUUUUUGUGAGGAAAGCCAUGAAGUUCCAGAGAAUGUUGUGGCUGAGAAUGCAGUUACUUUAAAUGGAAGCAAUACAGAUAUUGUAGCAGUUUCAUGUCUUGAUACCUCGCUUGAUGCAUCGUUUCAAGUUGGUCCUCAGUACAUUGUGAGCGACGGUGAAAUGUCGAGAACAGGAAAUUGCCAUCUUAUGAGCAUGAAGCCGCAUGAGCAGAUUAAACUGGAGUCUACUGAAUCGGUUAACCAGCUUGCUGAUCCAUCUGGUGUAACCCAGCAAAGCCGGGUCGACAGGUCAAGUGCAAAAGAACUUACCACAUGCACAUCAGCAAACAGUGUAGGCAGUCGUAUUGAGAAUGAAAUUGGAAAUUGUUUACCAGCUUUUGUGUUUUCCCAAAGCAAGGAAGGCAAUCAUCCAGGCUUUGAAAUGGUUGAGAGAAAUUCAACAAAUAGUUGUUCUUACAUGGGAACUUUUUUCAAACCUCAUGCCUACAUAAAUCACUAUAUGCACGGGGAUUUUGCUGCCUCUGCUGCUGCUAAUCUCAGUGUUCUUUCAUCUGAGGAAAGUCACUCAGAGACUCAGAAAUCAGGCAAUGGCAGGAAAGCUAUUUCUGACAUUUUAUUGCAAGUAAAAGCUUUUUCAACAGCAGCCUCCCGUUUUUUCUGGCCAAGUUCUGAAAGAAAGCUUGUGGAGGUGCCAAGAGAGAGGUGUGGUUGGUGUCAUUCUUGCAAGCAGCCCUCCAGCAACAGAAGGGGAUGCGUGUUAAAUUCUGCUGCCUUGACUGCUACUAAAGGUGUCUCGAAGAUAAUCAGUGGACUUCGCCCAGUUAUGAAUGGAGAGGGAAGUCUUUCUAGCAUAUCAAUGUACAUUUUAUGCAUGGGGGAGAUUUUAUGUGGUCUUACAGUCGGCCCCUUUCUGAGUGCAAUUCACCGAAAACAGUGGUGUAAACAAGUAGAAGAUGCUUCAAGUUAUAGUGCAAUAAAACAGCCCUUGCUUGAACUUGAGGAAAAUAUCCGCCUUAUUGCUCUUUCUGGGGAUUGGGUCAAGGCAAUGGACGAUUGGUUGGUUGAAUCUUCUGUGACCCAUAGUUCUGCAAGUAUUAUUGGAACCGCACAAAGACGAGGAGUGAAUGGGAAACGACAUAGAAAACAUUCUGGUGUGAUUGACGUUGCAGCUGAUGGUUGCCAUGACAAAAGUUUUGUCUGGUGGCGAGGGGGAACUCUAUUAAAGCUUGUAUCCAACAAAGCAAUUUUGCCUCAGUCAAUGGUUAAAAGGGCAGCUAGGCAAGGUGGUUCUAGAAAGAUUUCUGGUAUCCAUUACACUGAUGAUUUGGAGAUUCUGAAUAGAAGCAGACAGUUGAUUUGGAGAGCCGCAGUCGAAAGGAGUAAGAAUGCAUCACAGCUUGCACUUCAGGUUAGAUACCUAGACUAUCAUGUGAGAUGGAGUGAUCUUGUUCGACCUGAGCAGAACCUCCAGGAUGGAAAAGGUUCAGAAACUGAGGCAUCGUUUUUUAGAAAUGCAGUCAUUUGUGAUAAGAAAUUUGAAGAAAAGACGAUACGAUAUGGAAUUGCUUUUGGGAACCAAAAGCAUCUUCCUUCCCGCAUCAUGAAGAAUAUAAUUGAAAUUGAGAAAACUGAAGAUGGAAAGGAUAAGUACUGGUUUUCUGAAUUGCACGUUCCUUUAUAUUUAAUCAAAGAGUUUGAAGAAAGCGUAGAUGUCAUUCCACCAUCAUCUAAUAAGCCUUCAAAUGAGUUAUCUGUGUUGCAAAGAAGACAGUUGAGAGCUUCCCGCAGGGAUAUGUUUUCUUAUCUUGCCUUUAAGAGAGAUAAGUUGGACAAGUGCUCUUGUGCUUCAUGUCAAUGUGAUGUUUUGAUUAGGAAUACGGUCACAUGCAGUUCUUGCCAAGGUUAUUGUCACCAGGACUGUACUGUAAGUUCAAGAAUUUAUACAAAUAAGGAAGCUCAGUUUUCAGUCACCUGCAAGCGAUGCUACAGUGCCAGAGCUGUUAUUUUUAGUGAAAAAAGUAACAAAUCUCUAACCAGUCCAUUUCCCUUGCAAGAACGUCAUACUGCAGUGACAGUUACAAAAGACACAGGGAUUAAAAUUCAUAAUCAACCAUUAGUGUCUGUCAGAACCCAGGAGAGUUGUUCUGAAGUGAAACAAAAUACUUCUGCUUCUAGUAAGGCAACAAAACCUGAAAGUAGAACCCAGGAUAGUUGUUCUACUUCCUCUUCUGGUAAGGCAACAAAAACUGAGAGUAGAUCACGUAAUUGGGGUGUCGUAUGGAGGAAGAAGAACAAUGAAGAUACAGGAAUUGAUUUCAGGCAUAAAAGCAUUCUAUUAAGGGGUAGUCCAAAUGGAAACUGGUUAAUGCCGGUGUGUAAUCUGUGCAGAGAGGAUUAUAAUUGUGAUCUGAUGUAUAUCCAUUGCAAAACUUGUUCAAAUUGGUUUCAUGCGGAAGCUGUAGAAGUUGAAGAGUCGAAACUUGCUGAUGUUAUAGGCUUCAAGUGUUGUAGGUGUCGUAGGAUAAAAUCACCAAAUUGUCCUUACAGGGUUGAUCAUGGAUAUGAGAAGCUAGAGGUUAUGAAGCCACAAAAGAGAGCAUCGGAGCAAGGAAUAGGAGCUGACUCUGGAACUAUUGUUGAAUCCAGAGGCUUUGAGCCAACUACUCCAAUGUUACCUGUUGAGAACGUGUUUGUACAGGAUGAUGAUCCUCUUCUUGUCUCUCUUUCAAGAGUUUACCAAAUUACAGAGCAGAAUCCUGGAGUGGAUUUGGAAUGUAACAUUGCUGGACAAGGGCAGCAAAAGCUUCCAGUCAGAAGACAAGGAAAGCGCCAAGGAGAUGCUGAAGAUAUUUCUGGGACUAAUAUAUACCAUGCCGAUUCAUCCAUGUUUCUUGAAACAAACAGUGCCAUGAACUGUGAAGGGGAGAUAUCUUGUGCAGAAUGGGAUGUUUCUGGUAAUGGCCUUGAAGGUGAGAUGAUGUUUGAUUGUGAAGAUGUAAACUACAAGGAUACGGAGUUUGAACCACAAACAUAUUUCUUUUUAACGGAGUUGCUGGCAUCUGAUGAUGGUGGCCAGUUGGAUGGAUUUGAUGCCUCUGGGAAUGGUUUGGGAAAUUGUGAAAAUCAGUUUCAUGCAGUUUCAGCACACGAGUUCCCAAAGCAACAUACAAUGGGCACAUCUUGUGACGCGUCUCUGCAAUCUGCUCCUACCACAAUGCCUUGUAAGAUGUGUUCUGACUUGGUACCAUCUCCUGAUCUUUCUUGUGAUAUCUGUGGCUUAGUGUUGCACCGCCAUUGUUCUCCUUGGGUUGAGUCUUCACCUGUAGAGGGCAGCUGGAGGUGUGGCAAUUGCCGAGAGUGGCGGUAGCUGGCUUUUGUCCUACAAAUUUUUGUUUUAUUUUUUUGUCAUGCGGGGAUUCUUCAGAGUUCUGAUGGAUGGGGCUGUAAAUUGAACAGCAGUCGAAAAAUCUCGUGUGAAGCAGACCUGCGCCGAGGUUGUGCCUUGUGAAGUAAAGAUGAUAACGAACCAGUUCAUGCUUCAUCAUUGUCAAAGCUGGAGAAGGUUUUGUAAAGUGCCAUGGUGAUAUCUCUUUCUAGCUCGGAUGUUUUGGUACUUGGUACAACAUGAUGCUUCAUCGCAAGUUCCCUCCCAUUUAAUCAUUCAGGUUCGAAGUUUAGAUUAAUUUUUUCAAGAAUUAACUGGGAUAAUUUCCCAAGGUAGUCCUCGAUUUGGCACUCUUAAAAUCUUGUGGAGUGAAUUACUUCACAAGCUUAAAAUAUUUUCCCUGAUAGGAAGAGAUAAGCAACUUUUUUUUCUUAUGCUUAUCUGAUUGCAUUGCAUGUAUAAAUCAAAGUUAAAUCACAAGUUUCUUGAGAUCGGUUGAAAUUGAUAUUUUGAGAA
Messenger RNA from Populus trichocarpa (black cottonwood), 6023 nucleotides. Its product is annotated as DDT domain-containing protein PTM. The transcript has 9 exons. Bases 372 to 5489 code for a protein of 1705 amino acids. The record is from RefSeq and is a predicted model, not a curated record. NCBI's taxonomy places the organism in Eukaryota, Viridiplantae, Streptophyta, Magnoliopsida, Malpighiales, Salicaceae.